Messenger RNA from Cordyceps militaris CM01, 3351 nucleotides. RefSeq names its product Cation/H+ exchanger. NCBI's taxonomy places the organism in Eukaryota, Fungi, Ascomycota, Sordariomycetes, Hypocreales, Cordycipitaceae. Gene Ontology annotation, cellular component: plasma membrane. Gene Ontology annotation, biological process: intracellular potassium ion homeostasis; sodium ion export across plasma membrane; proton export across plasma membrane. Bases 1 to 3351 code for a protein of 1116 amino acids. The transcript is spliced from 4 exons. Gene Ontology annotation, molecular function: sodium:proton antiporter activity. The record is from RefSeq and is a predicted model, not a curated record.
AUGGGAGGCGCAAAGGGGGAAUCUGGUGAAUGCUGUAUGCAAGAGUCAGCCGCCACAGCAGACGUCAACUCGUUCGCAGUCACAACCGACGCGUUCGUCGAGUUCGGCAGUUUCAAUCACUUUAAUAUUUCCGACUGUUAUUCCAACUUCUUCGGUAACAUCUUCCGAAACGACGACAUCCACGGCCAGGAUAUCAACGACCGCCCCAACGGCUACGUCGACGACCGCAUCAACCCCUACAUCGACGACCGCGUCAACGACUACAUCCACAACACAAAUCACAAUCAGCUUAACGGUGCCUCCUUCAAGCUCGAUACUACGUCGCGCAGCACCACUACCUUUGCGGCUAAGACGGCAAAGCCGACUCGAGAUCCGGAACUGGGUGCAGGAGAUCCGUUUGCCAACGUCCCCAACACUUCGUUCCUGUCCUGCGGCCACCGGCCCCCGACUCUCACCAUGGCCUGGUCACACCUCGACAUCACCAAGCCGCACUUGGUCUACAUCAUCCUCGGCGGCUUCACCUCCCUCUUCAUGCUCUGCUCCUCCUUCAUCAAGGAGCGCAUGUACAUUGGCGAGGCCACCGUCGCUACUCUCUGUGGUGUCAUCUUCGGGCCCCAUGCCGCCAACCUCAUCAACCCCAACGAAUGGGGCUCCGUCGACAUCGUCACCGUCGAAUUCUCCCGUAUUGUCCUCGUCGUCCAGUGCUUCGCCGUCGGUGUUGAGCUGCCCAAGUACUAUAUGGAACGUCACUGGAAAUCCGUCAUCUUCCUCCUCAUCCCCGUCAUGACGGCCGGCUGGCUCAUCACCUCUCUCGUCAUCUGGUGGAUGGUGCCCGCCCUCUCCUGGCUCGACUCCCUCGUUGUCGCCGCCUGCGUCACCGCCACCGAUCCCGUCCUUGCUUCCUCCGUCGUUGGUAAGGGUAAGUUCGCCAAGCGCGUUCCCAAGCAUCUUAGGGAUCUCCUCUCCGCAGAGUCUGGCUGCAAUGACGGCAUGGCCUUUCCCUUCAUCUACCUGUCUCUCUACUUGAUCCAAUACCACCGCGACGCCGGCGAGGUCAGCUUCCACUUCAUUGUCUACGUCGUCCUCUACGAAUGCAUCUUUGGUGCCAUAUACGGCUUUAUGAUAGGCUACAUUGCUCGCCAUGGCAUCCGCAUCGCCGAAAAGUACGACCUCAUUGACCGCGAGAGUUUCCUCGUCUUCUACUUUGUCGUCGCUCUCUUUUGCGCCGGCUCGGGUAGUAUCCUCGGUGUCGACGACCUGCUCGUUGGCUUCGCCGCUGGCGUCGGCUUCUCCAACGACGGCUGGUUCGGCGAAAAGACGGAAGAGUCCCAUGUAUCCAACGUCAUCGACCUGCUCAUCAACCUGGCCUACUUUGUCUACUUUGGCACCAUCAUCCCCUGGGAGCAGUACAACUCUGGCUAUUUUGGCGUCGUCGCCUGGCGCCUCGUCGUCAUCGCCAUCUUCGUCCUCCUCUUCCGCCGCAUCCCCAUCAUGUUGGCUCUGAAACCGUUUAUACCCGACGUUCGAAAUUGGCGCGAAGCACUCUUUGCCGGCCAUUUCGGCCCCAUAGGCGUCGGUGCCAUCUUUGUCGCCAUUCUCGCCCGCGCCGAGCUCGAACACGGAGAGCCCGUCCCCCUGUCCGAACUGCCAGAUUCCGGUGUGGAAAAUUAUGCAUUGAUCUACCUGGUCUGGCCGAUUGUCACCUUCCUCGUCAUUUCCUCCAUUCUGGUCCACGGCUCUUCCAUCGCCGUUUUUACCCUCGGCAAGCGGAUCAAUACACUCUCACUGACCAUGUCGUAUACCACCGCCCCAGAAGAGGGUCCUUCUUGGAUGAACCGUUUGCCUCGAAUCUCGUCGCAGUCUCGCUCCCAGGCCAAGACCAUGUCUGAGGCCUCGUUCGAUCUCAAGGAUCCCCAAUACCCUGCUGGCACUCUUGCCCCUACCGGAGGCUUUCUCCGUCGCCAGAGGGAAGAGGACCACAGCCGACCCGGCAGCCGUACCGCCUCCCUCGUCUCCCGCAAGCGCAAGCACAAGAAGUGGGACGACGGCAUUGGUCCCGGCGGUCCCGUGUCCCAAUCCGCUAUUUUCCCUAACCGCCAGUCCAUGUCCCCCACGGACGAGCAGGCAAAUACCAGCCAGCCCACCACCGACUCGACCCUCACUGACAACAGUAAGGAGAAGCCGGAGCAGCCGGAGCAGCUCCACGAUCAACGCCAACACCCCAAUGACGAUGACGAGAGUCCCACCUCGCCUCACCGCGUCAACAUUUACGAAGAAGGUCAUCACCUCGUCUUUGAGGAUCAGCAGGGCGAAGUCAUUGAUACGGUCGACCUCGAUGCCGUUCCGAGCCCAGAAGAGGAGUCUCAGGAACCGGGCACCGCUGCACAGCCUGGAGAUGGAAAUUGGACCAUUGCUGCCUGGCGCCGUCGCAUCAACAACAUGUACAGCCAAGAGGUUGAGAAGCGCAAGGAUAGGUCCAAGCAAACUCGCACCCACGAACCGGCCCACGCGUACCAGUUCGGUAAUCAAAUUAUCGUUGAAGAUGCAGACGGCGAAGUCGUCAAGACGUACCAGCUGCCGUCAUCCAAAUCCGGUCAGGACUCUAGUGCUGUCCUAGGCUCGAGCCUUAAGUAUCUCGGCCUUGGCGCCUUGGCACGCCAGAACGAAAAGGACACACAAGCAGCUGCUGAGGAAGCCCGUACCGACGACGACGACGAAGCCACGCCGUCCAAGUCGAGAUGGACCGCCGUCCGCCGCAUGACGGGCACCGCGCCCAGCGAAACACAGGAAAACGACGACGACCGCAACGUUCGCUUCACAAUUCGCGGCGUCGGUCAACGUAUGAACAAAGAAGACUUCAUCAAGGAGGUGCAAAAGCUCGAUGCCCACACGCGCAAAGAGGUCGCAGAGCAGUCUACGGCGUCGCGGCCUAUCAAGGAGGUUGCUAAGCGCAACCCCAGCUAUGUGCCGCCUACCGCCAGCCGCCCCGUCCCACGCAUCAUUGAGACGCGCGCCGAAAGUAGCGAACGUGGAAAGCGCUCCGACGAGUCAAGCGCCCGCGGCCGCGCUGCUGUUAAAGAGACGCCGCCCUCGCCGCCUCUGGAAGAAUCGCACGAGACCCCUGUCGAGAGACGCCGCCGUCUCGCCGUCCUCAGUCAGCAAAGUGAGCGAAGCGACGAUCCGGCUGCCCGAGGUGAUGCGGGCGAGACACCGGCCGAGCGUCGUCGUCGCGAAGCUGCCCUUGGUAUGGGCGACGACGGCGAUGGCGACAGCGACUCGGAAGAUGAGGGUGGCGAGCGGGUGCCGCCUACGCGUCGCGGUAUUCGCUUUGCCGAGCCAAGCAGACGCUGA